Ilyonectria robusta is the source of this 2796-nucleotide messenger RNA. RefSeq names its product rab-GTPase-TBC domain-containing protein. The record is from RefSeq and is a predicted model, not a curated record. The transcript has 5 exons. NCBI's taxonomy places the organism in Eukaryota, Fungi, Ascomycota, Sordariomycetes, Hypocreales, Nectriaceae. The coding region runs from base 1 to 2796 and encodes 931 amino acids.
AUGGUCGAAGCCAUGCCGCAACAGGAGGAAGCCACCUCGCUGCCGCCCCAGGCUGACACCCAAAAGCAAAAACAGCAGACGCAGCAGACGCAGAGAGACAUGGAAGAAGAAAAGAGACUCUCGUCUGGCACAGAGUCUGGCACAGACUCUGAGGACUCCGAGGACGACGAUGACGAUGUGACCACCGAGCACGAUUCCUUUGAAGACGCCGUCGAUAGGUCCCCGGUUGAUGCGUCCCCCGCACGCUCUCUCACCAAGAGAUCUGUCUCUGUCUCGGUCCCUAAGCCGGAACCGCCAUCCUCCGAUCGAUCCCUAGACUCGCCCCUCGAGCCAGCCUCGAGUAAGACACAGGGCUCGGAAGAUCCCAAGGACCGCAGAGACAGCAAAACCGACGACGAGGACUCAGAAGACUCGAGCGACGACGAGAGCAUGGACGAGAGACCGCCCGUCCCACGAAAGCCAUCCGUUUCCCACCGCAUCUCCAACACAUCCAACCUCGACAACGUUAGCCUUGACGACGAAGCUCCGCCCCCACCGCCUCCCAACGACCCGAAGAGCCCCGAAGAAAGACCACCGCUUCCUAAGACAAUAUCGCUACACAGCAUCACAAAUUCUCUUCCUGCUAUGCCAUGGUCCCCGCAUCCCGAGUCGCCCUCUAAAAGCCCUGCCCCGCCAUCUGCCACCAUCGCACCUCCACCGCCUCCUCCAUCUCAACCCGCGCCCCCUGCUCGAAAGCUCACUAGCCCCUUCUCCUGGCUCUCGAGAAACUCUACAAGCAAGGAGAAGGAGCCCCUCCCUCCUCCACCCACGCAGACGACACGACGAAACACGGCCAGCUCGAUUGCCACACUUAUGAGCAACCCCGAGAUGAUGCUGAGCAAGCUGGAGGAAGAGAAGGACGGCGGCUCGCCUUCCAUGGAUGGCCCACGCCGAAUGAGUCUUCGCGACAGGUUCAAACAACUUCGACUGCAAGAAGAGGCUGCCCUUGCGAAUGGAGAGAACCAGGAUACCGAAGGAGCUACUAAUGCGACCGGCCUUGGCCUCAUUACAACUGGAGAGGAGCUUUCCGCAGGCGAGAAGCCCCUGCCAUCCCCAGUCCCAAAUCCUACUUCUGGCCUGGCGCCAGGAACCAUGUCAGGCGUGAAUGCAGGUCCCUCCGCCAUCUCGGAAAGUCAGGUCGAUUGGGAUCUCUGGCAGUCGGUCGUCUACGAAGGCCCGGCUGCUGUUGCCCGGACAAGCGCAGAGGAGUUGAACAGGGCGAUCGCAACUGGUAUCCCUAGUGCGAUUAGAGGAGUUAUCUGGCAAGUUUUGACGAACAGCAAGAACGAGGAUCUGGAAGUGGUCUACAAAGAUUUGAUUUCCCGGGGAACAGAUAAGAGCAAAGACCGCCAUAGCAACAGCACCACCAACAGCGCCCUGAGCAAUGGGAACCUCAGCGUCCAGAGCGGCGAUGCCAUUACAUCCUCAGCCUCCUCCGUCAACUCGGACAACUCUGGACCCAACAGUAUGCCGUCGCCAAACACUGAAAAGAGUUCAGAGGCGAUCUUGAAAGCUCAGGCUGCGGCCGCAGCGGACCGAAAGCGAAAGGAGAAGGAGGACGCUGCCAACCUGCAGAAACUUGAAAAGGUCAUCCGCCGCGACCUUGGUGCUCGUACUAGCUACUCUAAGUAUGCAGCUGCGUCGGGGCUCCAGGAAGGGUUGUUUGGAGUGUGCAAGGCAUAUGCCCUCUUUGACGAAGGCGUUGGAUAUGCCCAAGGCAUGAACUUCCUGAUCAUGCCGUUGCUAUUUAACAUGCCCGAACAAGAGGCUUUCUGUCUCCUCGUACGAUUAAUGAACCACUACAAGCUGCGAGACCUGUUCAUUCAGGACAUGCCUGGAUUACAUAUGCACCUCUACCAAUUCGAGCGGUUGUUGGAGGACUUCGAGCCAGCCUUGUACUGUCACCUCCACCGACGAGGAAUUUCCCCUCAUCUCUAUGCCACCCAGUGGUUCCUGACACUCUUCGCCUACCGUUUCCCCCUUCAACUAGUACUCCGCAUCUAUGACCUGAUUCUCUCCGAAGGUCUGUCAGCCAUCCUGCGAUUUGGAAUUGUUCUUAUGCAAAAGAACGCGUCCACUCUUCUUGGACUUUCCGACAUGCAGCAACUCACCACCUACCUAAAAGAUAAGUUGUUCGACGUCUACAUCGACAAGGACCCAAGCCACGGUAGUCUUCUUGAUAAUGGCUUCUUUGGGAGCUCGAGCUCUAAUAUGGACAAGGAGGUCUAUCGGGCAGACCAGCUUGUUAAGGAUGCCUGUGAGGUCAAAAUGACGCCCGAAAUGUUGAAGGCGUACACUGUGGAGUGGGAAGAGAAGACCAGAGCGGAGAAGGACCGAGAAAACGAGGUCCAGGAGCUCCGAGCUGCGAAUCACAACUUUGCCAUCAGAGUCCGGAGGUUGGAAGAGAGGGUUGAGGUCAGCGAUCGUGAGCAAGCUGAUUUCGCCACGGAGCUGGUUCGCACCAAGGUUGAGAACGAGGAGCUCAAGGAUGAGAAUGAGAGCAUGAAGGGUCAGGUCCGGGAGUUACGGAUCGUCAUUGAGAAGCAGCCAGAGGAGAUCGAAGAGAGCUGGAAGCUUGAACGCGACGACCUGAUGAAGCGUAAUCUUCAUGUCCAUGAAGAGAACCAAAAACUGGAGAAGGAAUUGUCCGAACUAGAGGAAGAGCUGGUGUCGACCAAGAUGCGCUAUGCAGAGAUUAAUUCUCAGCAUGAGACCCUCAACCGCAAAUGGACCGACCUCAAGCGCCAGUUCGUUUGA